UAACAUUUUGUUGAAUAACUCGUCAGCCAGUGAUAGGAAAAGGAUAAAACAAAAACUAAAAAGGAUAAAACUAACAUGGCCUCUUCUCACGACUUCUCAACCUUGAGUUGGGAUGAAGUUCUUUCCAAACUUCGCGAAGUUGAAGACCUUUGCGCUAAGUGCGCCCUUAAACAAGAAACUCUUUUUGCUUGUUACAACUCUCUUCCUGAUAACUCUUCCGCCAAGUCACUUGCUUACCUCGCUUUUGGCCCCCUCCGCCUUCUAGACGACUCUCUUUCUGAACAAAAACGCCUUUUACACUUGCGUUUGGACUCUCUUUCGUCUACUGCGGAUUCAGAAAAGGAUUUCGCUAUCCCCCCUGUUGACGAUCAUCUAUCACAUGAUGAUCCAAUGAAUGAUGAUCCACCUCCUCUUCCAUUAGCUAUUUGGGCUUCUAAACACGAGGCUGAUCCUAAUAGUAUCUUAGAUUUAUGCACCCCUUCUACACGACGCACCAAUCAUUUACGCCCUUCACGGCGUAUUCCUAGAUUUCUUUGUAAACGCGUAUCCUCUAUGAUUUCCCCUGCAUCUUUUAAACGCGCACAGAAAAUUAAGACAAAAUUGUCUUUUACGCGUCUGGUUUUAUCCCCUUCUACAAUACGUUUACUGGUUCCACCUUUAUUACGUUCUUCCGAACCUAAAAGUUCCUUUCAAGAUGAUCUCCCGGACUCCUCUUUCAUUACUCCCCAAAUUUCAGCUCUAGUAGAUACUGUUGAGUAUGACAAUAAUGUUCCUUCUCCGGCCCUUUCUUUAAAUAGUACUCCUGCGGAAAUUUUUCCUGCAACUUCUGCUUCAGCCCUCCCUCUUGAUCACACACGGUGUUCAUCUUACAUUUUUACAAUACGUACCAUUCUGGAUGGACGGAUACGUCCUGUUCGAAAUGUUGGCUCUAACCGUUUAUAUUCUAUUCGACGAGGCAACUGUUACUUCCUUUUGGACCCCACUCCUGAUUCGGAUAUUUGUUAUUCGAUUCAUACCAAUUCUCCUCUUCUUUCAUCUACUGAUCCAUUUCAAUUUACAUCUGAUCGUCCUUCUCCUAACUUAAAAUUUAUCUUAUCCAAAUUUUUAACCUUUUUCUUUUAUCGACAAAACCGUAUUCCCUCUCAUGCUCGACGAAAAUAUUUCAAUAGGUUACGCCAGCUUUUAUUAACACAACGUGUUACCUCUCUUGCUCGUUGGUCAUCUUCUCAUCGUAAUAAUAGACGUACUCGUACUUUUAUUCAAUUUCGAUAUCAUCAAUCUUGCUUUUACCUUGGCCUUUAUUUUGGUUGUCCGUUUUGCAAGACUCCUGCUGCCUAUGUUAUGUCUCAAUUUCGUCAUGCUUGUCAUCUUCAUGACAAACAACUUGUUCAUACACCUCCCCCUCCUACUUCUCCUCCUUUCACUUUACCUUGUAACCGUGUGUCUAAACGACACGCUGAUGGUUUUUAUAAAGAUGUAACUUCCCGACGUCUAGGACUUUCUUACCGCAAAUCUUAUGCUUUUCAUCAUCUUCUUGAAGACAAUAAUGGUUCACUUUCUGCACGAACUCUUGUCUCAUAUUCUGCUCACACUUCCAUCUCCCACCCUACGAAGAAACAACUUGCUCGUCAAGCACGCCAUAAAGACCUUUUAUUAGACCGGAGUAAAUUUUCACGACAUGUUGUUCACCCCGAUCUUCUCGACUCUUCUAUGUGGAUGGCCACUAAGGAUCCUGCUAUAGUCAUUCCUCCUACCUCCUAUAACUUGACUAUGUCUACUACUGAUUACUCUAUUGUCCAGAAUAUAUGUAAUCUUGUAUCCUCGCGUCCUGAUGUUUCCUUCUGUUUGAAAAAACGUUCACAUCAGUCUUCUGUUGCGUUCGUAUCUUCUAAAUUUACGGGUUCUAUCCAAAAAGUGGUUUUGAAUCCCUCCUCUGUAGUUGCAAAUCAUUUUAUUACUGACAAACCCACCUCAGGUCCUUUUGUUGGUCCAAAUUGUCCUGUUAUUGAUUAUCAAGAUUUUAAAACUCUUGGCUUUAGUCGUUUUAUUAUUGAUAUGGUUCGAAGGAUACUCUCGAAUAGUGCUUCCAUUUAUGUACCUUCUCACAAUUUCCUUUGGUUAAUAAUUUCCAAGCACAACACUUCCUCAGUAUCAAAGAAAUAUCUUCGAGAUGCCAUCCAAUCUGUUAUCACCAAAUCGGCCUCCUCUUCGACAUUUUCACAAUUUUGGAAUAGUGAUACACGGUUUUCUUUCAAACUAGGUCGUGUUAAACCUUGUGAUAUCUUAUCGUUAUUGGACAUUUGUGCACCUUGGUUUGAUUCACAUCCUUACCCUGCUCCUUCUGAUUUUCGAUCACAGUGGAUAACAAAAAGAAAGAUAACAAGUCUAACAAAGAUACUACUUCUAAACGUCCUGCCUCUAGCUCUCCAGAAGGCAAUGUUUCUGGUCAAGGUCCCUCUAUAUCUGGCCCUUCAAAUACUCCACCUUCGACCACCUCUACUAAUAAACGUACCAGAGUCAGUGCUGAUGACUCUGUCAUGGAUGUUGAUAAACCUCUCACGCCUUCUGGCCCUGUUGAGACAACUUCCGCUGAGACACCUUUUCAACCUAUUACCUCCUCUCUUGACGCUUCUCUACAUGCACCUGCUCAUAACAACGAUAAAGGCAAAAGCCCAGAAAUUACUCCCGCAGUUUCCUUUCCCGAACGUGCUGGUUCCCCGGACGCGUCCUAAGCUGCAGUACAAUCUCAACCUACACUUUUCUACGCUUCGGCCGCUCCUAAUGACGUCGAAGGCUUUUGGAAAUACUUCGCUUCGAACCGCGACGCGUGUGACGCGGUUGAUCGACAACUUUCCUUGUUCUCCUCUUAUGGUAGUCGUGCCACGUGUAGUGAAUCCAACGAUUUGAAGAGGAUCAUCGUACACUUCUGAAAAAAGGAUGAUCUUGACAAAGCCAUAG
Rhizophagus irregularis DAOM 181602=DAOM 197198 is the source of this 2958-nucleotide messenger RNA. Lineage: Eukaryota; Fungi; Glomeromycota; Glomeromycetes; Glomerales; Glomeraceae. The record is from RefSeq and is a predicted model, not a curated record.